AUGGCUGCCCAAUCGCGCCUCGCCCUCGCCUCUGAGCGCCUCGAGCCCAUCAUGGACGAGCUCAAGUCCCGUGCCAUGACCUUGGGUAUCAACGGCUACAUGGGCUAUCGUCGCAACUAUGCCCUCAUCCAACGCAUUCUCCAAGUCUCGUACUUUGCAUUUAUCAUCGGAUCGACAUAUCGUGGGUUAAACCCCAAGCCAAAGAAGAGGGCAACCCCGUCGAAAGCAGGGGAUGGCCUGCAGAAGAGUACGGGAAGUGGAGAAAAAGGGGAGCGAGGCGUAGAGAGGACGAAACAGGCUGUCAAUGAGGAUGCAGGGUCGGCGGACAUGUCCGCACCCAGUUCUGGUAGGGGCAAGCGCGGUGCAAAGGGACGAGGUCCACGCGUAGAGGUUGACGCAAAGUUCUUUGAGCAGCUGCGUCGGAUCAUGCGGAUUAUCAUUCCGUCAUGGACGAGUAAAGAAGCCAUGCUGCUUGCGGGGCAUAGUAUCUUCUUGGUACUGAGGACGAUGUUGAGCUUGUAUGUGGCGGAUCUGGAUGGCAGGAUCGUGAGCGCGCUGGUUAGGGCGCAGACGAGGAAGUUCUUGCUGGGGAUCCUCUGGUGGAUGACCGUCGCUCUCCCUGCGACGUACUGCAACGCCAUGAUCGAGUUCUUGCAAAGCAAGCUCGCCCUCUCAUAUCGCACUCGCCUCACCCAGCAAGUCCACGAAGCGUACCUCAGUGACGACACCUACUACCAGCUGGGCAACCUCGACGAUCGAAUCCGCAAUGCAGACCAAUUGAUCACGGUCGACAUCCAAAAGUUCAGCACGGCUCUCGCUGCCCUUUACUCGAACAUCGCCAAGCCCAUCCUCGACGUCUCCCUCUACAACUACCAGCUCUCCCGCAACGUAGGCGCCGAAGGCCUCAUCAUAAUCAACAUCCUCGUCCAAGGCUCCGCAGCACUCCUCCGAGCCGCCACCCCGCCCUUUGGCUCCUACGCCGCGACGGCACAAAAGCUCGAGGGAGAGUUCAGGUGGGCGCACAGCAGAUUGAUUGAGAAUAAUGAGGAGGUGGCACUCUACAGGGGCCAGCAGAGCGAAAAGAAUGCCAUUGAGCGCUCCUACUUCAGCCUCAUCAAGCAUAUCAACCGGAUUUCCAAGAUUCGCAUUGGACACGGCAUGGUCGAGGAGGGCAUCAUCAAGUGGUUGUGGGGCUCCCUCGGCCUAGUCAUCUGCUCCAUCCCCGUCUUCGUCAAGCUACCCGGCAUGGGCGGACGCGGCAGCGAUAUGGGUUCGCGCACAGAGGCGUUUGUCACCAACAGGCGUCUCCUCCUCUCAGCGUCGGACGCCUUCGGUCGUAUCGUCUCCUCGUACAAGGAGCUGAGCGAGAUGGCCGGGUACACUGCGCGCGUAUCCUCACUACUCGAUACAAUGGACGAAGUCAAGGCCUCGCGGUUCGAGAAGAAGCUCGUCUCCUCGGCGGGUACAGAGGAGAACGCUGCGGUCCUCCGUGGACGCGGUCGUGUCGAGGAGUCACCAAACAUCGUCUUUGAGGAGGUUCCGAUCGUCUCGCCAAACGGGGAUGUGCUUGUCCCCAAGAUGAGCUUCCAGGUCACACCCGGCGAGCAUCUCCUCAUCAUUGGGCCAAACGGGUGCGGCAAGAGUUCGCUCUUCCGCAUCUUGGGAGGGCUCUGGCCCGUCUAUGGUGGCGUCGUCAAGAAGCCCAAGGCGAACGAGUUCGCAUAUAUCCCGCAGAGGCCCUACCUCUCCCUUGGAACGCUCCGCGACCAGAUCAUCUACCCGCACACCGUCUCGAAGAUGCGCGCUCGCGGCGUAACAGACGAGGACCUGCUGCGACACAUGUCCAUCGUCUCCAUCGAGGGGCUGGUCGAGCGCGAAGGAGGCUGGGACGUACAGCGCGAGUGGCGUGACGCCCUCUCUGGCGGAGACAAGCAGCGAAUCGCUAUGGCUCGCCUCUUCUACCAUAAGCCGCGCUAUGCGAUUCUGGACGAGUCGACGAGUAGCGUAACAGGAGAGGUCGAAGAGAGGAUGUAUGAGCAUUGCACCGAGUUGGGGAUCACUUUGAUGAGUGUCUCACACCGUCCCUCGAUCCACAAGUACCACAAGAAGGUUCUCCAAUUCACGGGUGACGGUCGAUUCUCCUUCCGUGAUCUGGACUCGAAGGAGACGGAGAGGAGGCAAGCGUUGCAGGAGGAGAAGGAGGCUUUGGAGGAGAAGCUGGCCAAGCUGCCGCAGAUGAGGGAAAGACUAGAGGCUAUUGGGGUAUAG
Jaminaea rosea is the source of this 2268-nucleotide messenger RNA. RefSeq lists its product as hypothetical. The coding region runs from base 1 to 2268 and encodes 755 amino acids. Gene Ontology annotation, molecular function: ATP hydrolysis activity; long-chain fatty acid transmembrane transporter activity; ABC-type transporter activity. The record is from RefSeq and is a predicted model, not a curated record. The transcript is spliced from 6 exons. Gene Ontology annotation, biological process: long-chain fatty acid import into peroxisome; very long-chain fatty acid catabolic process; fatty acid beta-oxidation. NCBI's taxonomy places the organism in Eukaryota, Fungi, Basidiomycota, Exobasidiomycetes, Microstromatales. Gene Ontology annotation, cellular component: peroxisomal membrane.